AAUUUACGCGCAAUAUUUGCGAACAUUUACGCAGAAAAAAAAAUUCAAACAAUUAUCGUUUAUUAGUAAAUACAUUCUUUCAAAACCGGGACAUGUGAAGGCUACAGUUUCUAUUUUAAUUAUUCCAUACAUUAAUAAUCGUUAUCACCGGUAUUGUUUAUCAAUAUUUAUUUUUAAAAUAUGUGAAAAAAUUAACCCUAGUGGUAAAACCCAAAACUAAUAAGUGAUUAUUAGGUUUUUGUUUUGUAGGUUACUUUAUACGCACUGAAAGUAUUUCGUCUUAUUUAAAUUCAAAAUUAAUAAAAAUAAUUUAAUUUAAUCAUUUAACAAUUAUUAUUUUAAACAAUAAAAAAAUGGCUGCCAAUCGAGUACAAAAUGAAGAUACUCUUGAGUGUUUUCUUUAUCCAAAAUUUUGUUAUUCAAUGGAAACAGAUAGUGUCAGUGAAACAAUACUAAAUGAAGAAAUUAAUAAAUAUAAUGAAUUUAUUAAUAAAUUUACAAAUGAUUAUCUUUGGCAUCACGAUUCUUUAGUAUUUCAUCCAAGAACCAAACAAGCAAUAGUACUUAAUCAAAUGCUUCAUACUUCAACUGUAUCUCAAGAAUCAUCAUUAGUACCACAUAUUUAUGCAUCGCUUCGUUUUGACGAAGAUGUGGGAGACGAAUGGUUUACCGUCUUCCUAAUCUUCAAAUUAACUGAAUCCUUUGACGGAUUGAUAGCUCGACUUGUAGAUUCAGAUGGUGAAUUUUUAUUAAUUGAGACUGCUAAUUAUCUUCCCCGUUGGGCUGAGCCAGAAACCUGCCAAGAUCGUGUUUAUAUUUUUGACGGACGAAUUCACGUCGUCCAAGACAAACGUGUACCUCCAAUUCAACAGUUAAAACGCAUUUCGGAAAAUUCACAAAAUUAUUUACUGUCUCGAGAGGCGCAAGAGACGUUAAAGAAACGUCUAGCUGUUUAUCCAGAUGAAUUAAAGUUAAGAAAACAUAAAGCACGUGCUUUUUUGCCAGAAAAAGCUGCUUCAAUACUUGCUCAAAAUCCAGGACUUAUUGCUUCAGCAAUUCGGACGAUUGUUCAUUCGGAUCCUUUGGAAAGAAAGGUAUGUCGUGCCAUGAGAUAUUUUCCACCGGAACAACGUACUAUGGUGAAUGUCCAAAUGACCAAGUGUUUAUACGCAAUGAGUUCACACUGUCGUUACACAGGUGAUCCAAGAACCGGUUGGAAUUUUCCACCAACCAACAGUCCAAAGUAUAACGCACAUUUAUUAGGUAUUAAAAUAGCUUGUGGCUUAGAGAUGCUGGUAGCCAGAGCAAACGAACAACUAAGACGUAAAGAAUCAUCUGAAAGUAUAGAUGACAAUCAGUGGAGAGAAUAUCGUCAUCGUUUAGAAGCUAGUGGGUACUUUAGAAGUACCCUCGAAGGUAGUAAAGAACGUGAGAGAUUGACACAAACAGCCAAAGAGUACUUAGCAGCUCAUCCAUUAAAUGCAAUCUAUGUGUCAACGGAUAACAGUGCGGCUAUGAAAAUUUUAGAAGCUUGGAAAAAUGUUAAGACCGAAGAUUUUGAAAUGCACGCACAAGAUGAAGCUUCUCUCAGUCCUCCAGACGAUGACAGCUGGUUGAAUGUCGAUGCUGCACAGCUAGAAGACAUGCUGGGACAACACUGGAUCCACGGUAACAAAAAACCACCUCAAGAGCCUCUCAAUCUCAAGGAUAAAGUUAAAGUAUUUUUGAAUCAAAAAAGUGACGUCGACGGUAUUGAAUUUUCAAGCGGGUCGCGUGCUGAUGACGAGAAUAAAAAUGAUAUUGAAGAUGUCGGAAGAAUAGAUUUUGAUCCAGAAGUAUUCGAUAGCACUUUGCGUGACAUUUUGGAUCUCGUGGUACCUGGUGGCGAUGGUGAAUUCGAUGGCAGCUCAGAGGGCUCUCUAGGUGGUGAUGAAGAAGAUGAACGUGGUGGUGAAAUAGACAAAUAUAUGAAAUUAAUGGAUGCACAGCUUGAAGCUGAAUUAGCUAAAGAUAAUGACAGUAUGUCAAGUCGCUUUAAAGACUCUGUUGAAUCAAAUUUGAUGGAAAGUAUAGAAGAGGAAGCCGGUGGCGCUGGUCCUGCUGGUAACAUUAUCGGUGGUCCUGUUCGACGUUUAAUGCAUUUACAACUUCAAUCACCAACAACUGUCCCUCCUGAUCUUCAAAGUUAAUUUUUA
This is a messenger RNA of Microplitis demolitor, 2195 nucleotides long. Its product is annotated as protein ecdysoneless. NCBI's taxonomy places the organism in Eukaryota, Metazoa, Arthropoda, Insecta, Hymenoptera, Braconidae. Gene Ontology annotation, cellular component: nucleus. The coding region runs from base 354 to 2189 and encodes 611 amino acids. The transcript has 3 exons. The record is from RefSeq and is a predicted model, not a curated record.